This is a messenger RNA of Toxorhynchites rutilus septentrionalis, 11538 nucleotides long. It is a transcript of the gene Bicra, whose product is annotated as mucin-2. Gene Ontology annotation, biological process: positive regulation of DNA-templated transcription. Bases 1300 to 11043 code for a protein of 3247 amino acids. Gene Ontology annotation, cellular component: SWI/SNF complex. The transcript is spliced from 9 exons. NCBI's taxonomy places the organism in Eukaryota, Metazoa, Arthropoda, Insecta, Diptera, Culicidae. The record is from RefSeq and is a predicted model, not a curated record.
ACUGUAUGCCACAUACUACCACACAGCCCCGUGUGCGAUCGCUCCAGGUUGGAUAGGUUCCGAGCAGCAGUCGUAGUUAAAUCAGUGAAUUAUCCUUGUAAUCUAGUGUUUCGUGUUCCGAAUGUCCGUGCGGCGUGUAGUUAAGUGGCCGAAGUGUGCGAUGUGCAUCAAGUUGACCCGUUCAGCGUACCGGAAGCGGUCAGAAACUGCGAUGCAAAAGUGAACCCGAGGCAGCUCUUUCGUCACUGUGGUAGGCAUAGGCACCUCUUUUUUUUUCUCGUAUAUGGGAAGGGAAAAGCUGCUCCGACCGAGAAGAGGUGUGUAGAAGUGUGUACAACAUCGAUACGAGAAGAGGGUGAGGAAAGUGAGCCGCGAGCAUAGGCUUCUUCGGAGUGAUGAGUGAAAAUUGCAGUGAUCAGUGAGACGUGUAUAUCCCGUUCGUUACCCAUACUGCUACCGUUGUUCGGAUGGUCGAUGGCGAAAAAGUGCGUCGGUGUGCGAGUGCAGCGAAAGAAGCAAAUCCACAAGUUCGUGACAAUAGCAUUGAGAAGGUUGUUUAUUGUUUUUAAAUAGUUGUGUACAUCAUUCCGCGUAGGACAUUGUAAACAGUCGGUCUCAGCUGGUGUGUUUGGACUGGAAUUGGAUUUCCCGUCAUGUAUAACACAUUGUAAUCCCAUUUGUGUGUGGAUUGAAUGGAAUUGUCACAAACGGAACAGCAGUGCAGCCAAAAAUUCGAAAUGUGAGCGCGAAAAAAGUCGGAUCAAAGUGAACAUCUAUGUGCAGUUGCAGUUUUCGAUUCGCGUUGCCAUUACUGGCAGCCCUGCCAUGUAACUAAUCUCGCAAAGCAUAGUUAUCGAUAACAACAGAAGGCCAAACAGUGAAAAAUGUGCGAUUCCCAUGCGUUCCUGCGAUCGGCAACGUCAUAAUCAUCAUCACAUUUGCUCCUUUCUUCUGGCAAUGUGUACUUGUUGUGUCUGUGUUUGUGAAUAUAAUCGAAGCAACAAAAAAAAUAUAGUCUAUAACAUCCUGUGGGGGAAUACCCAAACUAAUGAAAAACAACUCGGAUUCUGUGCACUGACCGACUGGUUCCGGAUGAAGAAUCAACACACAAGUCUGGCGACGGGCAACAAUUUCUGCUGAGCGCAAACAAACUGUCACCGUUACCGCGUUAGUGGUGCCAAACCAGCCCCGUAGCAGCGCGACCACUCGUGGAAGGAAACCCCGAAAUUUUCCCCGGAGUCUGCCGGAGGCCGUCGCACUUUUGCGUCCGCCUUGGCCGACAUCCGUCCUAGACCGCCAAUGAAUCGUCGGCAAUCGUUGGACAAGCCAGGUGAGCAAGGUAUUCUGUCUCCUCCGGGUCCAUUUUUGACGCCAAGUCCAUCGCCAUCGAUACCAGCGAGUCCGCGUCUGCAGCCAUCUCCAUCGCAAUCGCCAUUCCAGCAGCAACAGGAUGUACUGCUAGUGACGAAUAGCAACGCAAUAGGCAGCUUGGGCGGCCAGGAUCAAGAUCGCAAAGCUGGAAUUAACAAUCGGCGCCAAUCGUUCAAUCAACAGCUUCCUCAGCAACAAAUUAGCAAUAGUAGUCCAAAUGCUGCCACGGUGGUGUACCGGCCGAGUCCUACACAAUCGCCGGCCGGAGGUGCGGCCUUCAGCAUAACUACCAUACCUGGGAAUGAGUUCAACACCACCUUGGUUGGCUCUAAUAACAUCUCGUUGAAUAAGAAGGGUCGCAAAUCAUCGGCGGCGACUGUGAUUCACCAGCCACAGUUCAUACAGGCCCAUCAGUCGCAUCAGCACGUGCUCAAUCAUUCACACGCCGGCCAUGGACAUGGGACAACGAUUGGAGCGCCCGCAUGUAGCCCGAAAGCGGCGAAAAAAGCACUGCAACAGCAUAUCCAACAUCAUCAGCAGCAGCAGCAGCAACAACAAGCCCAACAAGUUUCUUUCGUCGGGAGUCCCAUUGCCAGCCCCAGUCCGAUUGCGAGUCCUAACGGAUCGAUUCUGGUCACUACAAGCAGUCACGGUGGGCUUGGUGGCAGUAUUAUCGUUGGUAGCUCUGCACCCGGGACGAAUAGUAGCUCUGGAGGACCUCCUGGCUCCGGUCCCUCAGCAACUGGAUCGGCGCACCUAAGGCCUCCCACACCACAACCAAUUAUUCAGCAAUACCCCAUGAUGGGCGCCGGCAAUCAAAUAGUGCAAAUAUUACAAGGUUCUCAAUUUAUCACUCAGCAACCGUCUGUUCAGCAGCAGCAGCAUCACCAGCCUCACCAUCAACAUCAUCCUAUGCAAGGGCAUACCCAGAGCAUUCAAAAUCGUCAAACGAUCAUAUCACAUUCGCCGCAACCACAUCUCGGCACGCAGCAGCUGCAAACCGCACACCAACAGCAGCAGCCGCAACAAUUUAUCCAACAAAUCAUCACAUCUUCUCCGUCCUCCAGUUCUUCGUCAUCUUCGCCUGCCUCUGCGGUAUCCGUUGCGGGAGGAACCGUAAUAAUAGGAGGGCACACCCAGAAACAGCAGAAAGCUCCCCAGCAAAUCUUGCCGAAACCGGUCACUCCCUCGGUAUCGCCAUCACCAGGUUCCGCCCACCAGAGUCCUCAACAACAGUUUCAGGGAUCCUUCUCGCUCGCUCUGACGGGCGCCGGUGGGAACAAGACAAUUAUGACACAGCCAAAAACAUCCGUCGCGACAGUGAUGAACCAUAUGCCAACACAACUCCAGGUAACGUCGACGGCAACCGGUGCCCAGUUUGUGACCCAACAUCAAGCCCAACACCAGCAGUCUACUACCCCACAGUCCCAAGCGGUGGCAACACCGCAGACAACACCUACGGCCACACAGUCACCCGCGCCGGGAACGCCCCAAAACGGUGGAUCGAUUAUCCUGCCCACGGGCAACCUGAACGCACAACCACUAUUGCUCAACCAGAUGCCGGUCAUUGUACAACAAAAUACACCCCAAGGGGUCCAGCUGAUACUGAGGCCACCUGCGCCCCAAAUAGCGACCCCCAGCUUGGUGAUCCACAACACGAGGCCUCCACUGCAACAGCAGCAACCCCAACAAGUACUCCGAAUACUUAACACCAAUGGGGCGAUGCAAUUAGCGGCUGCGCCAACUUUUAUUGUUUCUUCCCAGGGUAAUUUGGUGCAGCAGAAUAUUCCCGGCCUGAAAACCAAUCAAGGCGUUCCGUUGACCCAAAUUCAGGGAUUGCAGGGCCAACGGCAACCGCAGCAGAUAGCGGCCGCGAUCAAUCAACACUUACUCAGCCAGGGAGUAGCCCAACUUCAGAAUCUACAACUAAAUGGGAAUCUGACACAAAUCCAGGUGCCAAACGGGUUAAACGGUCAGCUGCUGACAUCGCUCCCGGCUCAAUUUCAACAGGGUGUAGGCAGCUUUAGUCUACAGAAUCAGAACAUUAAUCUCAACCAAAUCAGCAAUGCCAAUUUCUCUCAGCUAGCGGCCGCGGCUGCUGCGAGUGGAGCUACAUUCACAUCACCGCCCCCUCCCACGGGGCAGCCUUCCUCUCAGCCGGGAGAGAUCGUAGUAAGUGCUCCCAAUAUUCAUUUCGCUCCCGCCCAACCCGGAGGAACAAUAACGGUGAACGCACCCGGACAGCAACAGCAACAUCACCCACAAGGGCAUAUUUUCACGAAUUCCUCUAUCGAUGGUCAGUUGCAAACCACCCAAAUCAUAACUUCAGUGUCUUCCGAAUCGAUCAGGCAGCCGACGCCGAUUCUUACUACCGCGGGAGGCCAACAGGUCAUUGUGACCGAUACCAAAGGACAGCACCAGAUUCAUCAGAAUCAAGUUCACAACCAGCAGCAACAGCAUUUUUUCGGUAAUACCACUUCCUCUAUUCAACAGUCACCAGUGCAAAUACAGCACCAGUAUUCGCAACCAAAAUUUGAACCGGAGAAGCCUAAAAAGGAACGUAAAAGUAAGAAGAAAAAGACGACCCAGCCUCCGGUUGCAACAGCUGCUCCCAUUAUGGUGACCCCAAGUGUACCGGUAGUGAGUCAAGCGCCAAUUGUUAGCACAGCCCCAGUGUUUCCCACACCGACGACAACCGAGCAUUUGGCUUCUCCCCCGACGUCUCCAAUCUUCGCCAAUACACACACUUCGACUGGCAAGCUGGAUCUGGCGAAUCUGAUGAAAAUUUCCGGAAUCGGCAUCGAGGAUGAUGAUUUCAUGGACUCAGAUGAGCCACAAUCGGCACCGGCGCAACCACCACCUCCGCCUCCUCCUCCGUUGGUGCAGACGAGUCAAACGGUUCCAGAGUUUACGAAUGCAGUGGCUCAGAACGAACCCCCAGCAGCAGCUCCGAAGGAGCAGCUGAUGUCUCCACCACCGGCGCCGCCGCCUCCAGUGCCCGCAACCACCGAUAUUAUGAUAACCAUCCCUGGAAGUGCAGCUGGGACGAAUGUUGACUUCCCGUACACGAUAUCUAUCCCAACGUCCGGUUUGGACGGUAAUCACGAGGUGCAUGUCAAAACUUCCACCGCAAAUGAGGCUCCAUCCAGACCACCGUCACUUCAGCAGCUCCCUCCACCUCAGCCACCCCAAAUUCAGCAGCAGCCGCAGCAUCAACAACAACAGCAGCAAACCCCUCCUUCUGCUCCGCCACAAUCAUCUAUACAGGAGCCACCCCCAUUCAUGAUCACAAUCGAUCCAUCCACUGAUCCUAACUCUGCCCAACCAUACACGAUCUCAAUACCUCGACUCUCCAGUGGUGGUGGUGGUGGUGGUGGCACUGCAGAUGACACCAAAGUAAUCAGUGUAGCAACCGUGGCUCCCACACCGACGGUUUCGACUAUUUCCACCACCCACCAGGCACCGGUUACCACAUCCACCCAGAACACGAUCUGGGUCAACAGCCUGAUGAACAACGUGCUGAACACGCAGGUGACACCAACGCUACAAAGUCAAAUUAACGAAAUCCAGAAUCAGCUCAUCCAAGCGGCAGCUUCUUCGACACCCGGCAGCGCACCAUCUUCGCUGGCCACAGUCUCCUCGGUGAUGAAUCAACAUUUCCCUGCCAGCAGCCAGCCAAAUUCCAUCUCAUCGGCGGCGGGUGUCGGUUCUUCUAUUGUGACCUCCACGUUGGCUUCUCCGGUGACGACAUCGAUGGUCAUAUCGCCCAGUAAAACGACGGUCACCCUGACGAAGAAGAAAUCGGGCGUUGGAAAGAAGAACGGGAAGAAAAUUGUUGACAAGACGCUUGAAACGAUUAAUGCAACGGUUCCAACCCAGAUCGGGAACAUCCAAAUAUCGCAGAUCGACGGAACGACGGCGAAUAAUAACAAAACCACCAAGGGAAUGAUUAACAAUCAUAUCCAGAUAACUCCUAUUUUGGACAAUAAGACGACGGGGCAGCAGUUUCAAGCGGUUGUUCCACCAUCGACGCCGCUUCAGCCGCUGAAUGCUUUGUCGGCUUCGGUACCACCUCAGCAAAACCAAACAACCAUUCAGACACAAAUCACAGCACAGCCCCAACCCCAGCAACAGCUUCAACAUGUUGCCCAACCUCCGGCGCUACAAACUCAGCUUCAGCAAUCCCAGCAAAGCCAACCUCCUUCGGCUCAAAAUUUACUCUCUCAGCUGACCGGUGCGUUAAGCUUAUCGCUGGCGGAAAACGGACAUCUCAUUCUCAAGCAUGACGUCAACAGCCUACAGGAUGGCCAAUCGCGAAUGAUUCUGCAAGCAAUUUUAUCGGGUGUGUUGGGAAACGUCAGUCUGGUGAACGAACCUUCGAAGCCCGUCCCGCCACCUGUUCAGGCGGCCCCAAUUGUGAGUCAACAACCGGCGCCAGUUCCACAAGCAAUACAGCAACAACCCUCGAAAAGCGUAGCCACCGUCAGCGGGCAGAUACAGCAUCGAAACGUUAUCGUUACCAGUUCUCAGUCUCAGUCGGCGCCGUCAGCCCAAUACAAUAUGUCUCAGUCAUUCAGCUCUCCAUCGAACCAUAUCAUGACAUCUACCAGUUCGGGACAGAUUAUUCACCAGCAUCAGCAUCAGGCUCCACAGUUGAUUCACCAACAACAGGCGGCCCAUUCCCAGCCCGCUGGAGUUACCCAGAGUCUGAAGGAGGUGCGAAGACACGAAUCAACGCAUCUGGAAGCACCUCCGCCGGUUCCGCAGCAGCCACAACAACAUCAACAACAGCAACCUAUCCAGCAAACGGUAGUCAUCAAUUCAAAUGCUCCCAAAUUUGUAGAAUUACCAAAGGUAGGGCCCAAUCAACAGCUUUUCUCGCUGAACACAUUAACGAAUCAGAUUACGCAAAUGAAUCCCGGACAAACAACGGCGGCAUUGGGCCCAAUGGAAAGACUGCUGAUUGUUCCGACGGGAAUAAAUGCGCAACAGUUGGGUCAGUGCCUGCUACAGGGACAAAUACACUUCAACAACAUCGGGCAAGUUACCCAAUCCAGUGACCCCAAAACACCUUCCCAGUCAAUGCAGCCUCAGCCCCAGUCCCAGGGGGUUAUGCCAACGCAACAUCAUCAUAAUCAGCAGCAGCAACAGCAGCAACAGCUAGUGACACAGAACAAUAAUCAAAGUUUUAAACCCGUGAACAGUGCACCCAUUCCGGUGGUUCCAAACAAAACACUCAACAGUGUGAAACCGGAAAAACCGAAGCGAAGCCGGUCGAAGAAGGCGGACAAGCAACCAACUAAAACUAGCCUGGUGAAAGUGAACCCCGUCAGCAGUGGACUUCCUCCGAAUGUGAUACUCCAGCCGGGUCAGCACGCCCAGCCCAUCCUGGCCGAGGAUGGAACCAAGAUUGGAACUAAAAUUGUGGGAACGGUAAAUCCCAACAAUUUUGUGUCGAAUCAGCCUCCGCCGCCGCAGCCUCCGAUCGCACAGGUUCAGCCCCAACAACAGAUGCACCAUCAGCAACAGCAGCAGCAGAUGCAAAUUGGCAAUACCGAGACGAUGAUUAACAAAACAAUUCCAACCGCGAUCGUUGCUGCCGGUACCGGACCAAUUCAGUGCAAUAAUUUGAUUGUGAAUAACGUCGGCAACAACGCGUCUAACGGGACAUCCGCUAAUAGCAGCAAUAGCAUUAGUGUCAACAGCAGCAGCAGUAGUAAUAGUAGUAGUGUAAAUGUGUGUGUUCAACCGAAUAACGUUCUAGGUGGUAGUAGUUUAAGUAAUAGUGGUAUUAAGAAAGGAAAAGUUCAACCGCAGCAGCAGAUACAUAAUCAAAUGCCUCCCUUAGUUAGCGUGAAUUCGAGCAGUGCACCAUCGACGGGAGCCACCCAUGGGACACCGAGUGUCGUACCUCGGGUGCAAACGAUUCAGCUAACACCCCAGAAACAGCAACUGCUCAAAAACGUCCAACAGCAAAUUCAGCAACUUUCAUCGAAACUGCAAAACAAGAAUCUACUUGCUACACUGACCAUUCCGGCGGACUUCGAUCCGACCAAUCCUAUAUACAAUAAAUCACUGCCGGUGCUGACAAACAUUCAGAGCAUGACGGAUCCGGACAUAACUCAGGCCCUGCAGCGUCUGUUCAUUGAACAGCAAAAAAUACUAGCAACGGGAAAAAUAAUCCCAACAAUUCCCGCCGGACAUGCCCUCGCGGUUGCUGCCGCAAACGUGCCACCUCCUCCGGCUCCAAUUUCGGGAACAACAACCCCCGGAGGAGCCAUCAUUAGUAGCGAGCCCAAGCCUCCACAGCAAGCAAUCGUGUCCCCAAUUUCGGUGACACCCACAUCGGCAAAUGCUGCCAUCUAUCAAGGGGGCGCAAACAUGCAAACUAUCCCCUCGCCAAUCCAAAUCAGCUCUCCGCAAGUGGUCAAACAAGAUGCGAUGAUGCCUGCCUCAUCAACGCCAAACUAUCCGACAUCAAUCGCAACCAGUAUCAAUUCUUCAAUGUCGAUAACGAUUACCAACAGUAUGCAAAUCCAGCCACCGAAGGGAGCGCCAUCUAAACCGAGCGGAGCGCCGGCCACUUCCAUCAUUCCGAUCUGUUCGACGCUUCCCCCACAAACAAACGUGACAAUUUCGCAGCCGGCCGUAGUGUCCGGCGGCCAAUCGACGAUGAAGCCUAAUGUGAAACAGAUGCCCCAACCGCCGCCACCGCAACAUCAAAUAAUUCAACUCAACAACAAAAACAUCACCCUAGCAAGUUCCCAACCCUGCAUCCCGAUGCCGUCACUGGUACCCACCCAACCCCAACCGCUGCAGUCCAUGAGUGUAACGAAGGUUGAGCUCCCUCCGACACCUCCACCGCCGGUUCUGGUGUCUACCCAGCACCGAUCCAAUACUCCCGUUCCACCUCCGCUGGUGCCAACCUCCAUGCCAAUCGUUCAUCAGAACAAAAACUUUCCCGGUCAAUCUAUUGUGAUAGUGAGUGGAUCACAGGCGAUCCUAACCAACGCAAUCGGGCAAAACGUUACCAGUACAGGAAUUGGCGCGAAACCAUCAGCAGUGAUACCGACGUCAUCCGGUGGAAUAGUCGUUCAGGCGAAUCCUUCCCUCCAUAUCCAGCUGCAACAACCCCCACAACCGAUGAACAUCGUCCCACCGCCACUGGUUACGAUGUCAUCGUUGGUUAUGGCAAAUCACGCUGCAGUGACCUCAACAGCACCAAGCAGUUUGAUCCCAUCGGUGACAAGCACGCCAACAACCACAACAGGGGCGCCGGCAAUCGGCAACAGCUCCAGCAGUUCCAGUGAAACACAUAUUACACCCGUUACUACUAGUAGCAUUCCCGUGCCGGUGUCUUCGGCCACAACAGCAGUCACGGACAGCACCACCAGCUGUCACAUCGCAACGCCGCCAACAACAACCGUUGUGACCACUACCAUUCCCGGCAGUACCAAGCUGGUUGUAGUACCGCGAUCAAGUUUGUUCGAACGACAAAUCUCAGUGGAUCAGGAUGCAUGCACCAGACCGGAUACCGAUACGCCCUUUGCCAACAAACAGGAUGCGGUAAAACGACUUAUUCGCUACCAUUGUAUGUACGAGGAGCGCAGCGAGGAAAACGAAGCCGAGGAGGAGUCGUUCGAAGGGAUGGCACAACAGUAUCCCACCAUCUACCGAAAUAUGCUGAACAAGUAUCAGAGCCUGCUGAUGCAGGAGUCGAUGCACCACGUUCGCACUGCCGAGCUUAUGAUGGUGGAUCGCAUGCUCGUGUCGGAUGUGAAGGAAGAAAUUCUCCAGAUGCAGUUGAAAAUCAACGAAUACCUCAAUCCGUCGUCAGUCAGUGAGAUGCACUACAGCAUAGACUCCCAGCAGCGAACUCUGUAUCAUCACCAUCAACAACAACAACAUCCCCAGCAGCAAUCUCACAUUUCUGUGGAAGACAACAAAAUCAAGAAAGAAGAGUUACCCUUCAUGAAUUCACCUUUGAUGACGACACAACACCAUUUGAUGGACAACUCUUCCUGCACUGGGCAAACGAGUAGUUCGGAUCCCAUUAAGGAUGAGAAAAUAAAAACGGAAGAAAUUUCUGCGGAUUGUUUGCAUGCGUAUCGUCACCACAAUAUGCACGAUACUUUUCCAUCGAGAUAUCCACAGUCACAACACUCACAGAUGUCGUCUAGGAGUAGCGGUAGUUCCGUUCGACCGUCUCCGGAUAUGUUUAAGAAAGAGAUUGAAAGCUUCGAUGAUAUUGAGAGUGAAAUCACUCCCAGUUUCAUAAUGAAGAAAUGUGAUAGCGGGAAGACACAAAUGGUGGCCACACAGGCGCAGCCUCCCCCACCUCCACCAUCGUUGAACUAUUUUAAUCAUGUAGAUGAGGGCCACACCCACGGUCAAUCCAAUAAAAUUGAAGAAGUGAAACCCAGCGAGCCUUACGACGAAUGGUUGUGUAUUCAAAAGGAGCUUAACUAUCUAACUGACGAGCGCAGGGAACAUCUGCCUAAGAACAUGAAAAGUUCAGAGGAAGAGAUCAUCGAAAAACAACUGGACGAUUUGUUCAAUCCUUCCAGCUCGGAGAAGGACGAUGGCGAGGUUAGUCGUGGUCAAGUUGAUUCGCCGCUUACGGACUUCUUCAAUGCGCAGCAUCAAGGUUCCGGCGUGGGAAGUGUUGGUGGUUCGAGUGUGCCUUCGGAUAAAUCGGUAGAGAAUCGACUGGAGGCGCUGUUUGGCGGGACACCUUUGCACAGCCGAAGCUCUGAAGAUAACUCCCCACAGGCGGACGAUGUGGUGAAGCAGGAUGAUCUGAUUGAAAAUCGUUUAGAAGCUUUAUUUCAGGGUGGUGAGAGUGCGUUGGAUAAUGCAAGCUUCCUCCAUAAAACGCACAACUUCGAGAUGAUUCAAGCCCAGAUAAGCCAGAAGCGUCACUGGAGUUCUACGGAAUGCGUGUGGGAGGAGGGAGAGAUUUCAGGAGGAAAGAGACAGUGCUUGUCGGUAAGCAAUAGAACUCAAGCUGAAGAGCAUCGUUGGUUACUUGAGUGUACGCAAAGUCAGGGUCAGUCACUGUCCAAUCAUACGGCUGAUGGAAGUCGUGGUCCACAGCAACAACAGCAGGGCAUCAAUGCGAUCGUCACAGGACUGGACGGACCGAACGAAAGUUCGAAACAUUCCCACCAUUCGCACCAAUCGUCCCAGGGGCCAAAUGAUUUGCAGCAUCAGUUGAGCCAUUUGAACUUCGAGGCUGGAGGUCCGCCCCCACUAAACUUUGAGGAAGAUAUCAGCCGACAGGUUCAGAAUGCAAUCGACUCCAUUCUGAACCUUCAAAGCAAUGAAGCGGACGCUGCUCUUCACUUCUCGCUGGACCAAUCCUUCCUGGCGGAUAGUCCACAGUCCAUUCAACGACCUCCUUCGUCGAACAAACGGAAAUUCCAUCAUAUCAACCGAAUCGACGACAUCAGUGACUGUCUCGGUUCGACCAUCGAUGAUACCAGUGACACUACGCUCAGCAGUCAUCACCAUCAUAAUCAUCAUCUGAACAACGUCCAACAUAACCAUCACUACCAUCAUCACCAUCGGCACCAGUCAGACUCUGCCGGAGUAGGUUCGCCCAUGACGGAUGGCGGCGGGGGUGGUAGUGGUGGCGGCGAUUCGCACGUCAAAACCAUCAUCAAAUCCUGACAACUUUCGACAGUCGGAGGAGGAUCACUAACGACGGCCUCCAAUGGGUUGGUAGUAGUAUCUGCUCCCUCGGGAGCGGCAACGGCACGCAGUGUAAGUGAUAAAAUAGAAAACAAUCGGUACCAGCAAAUAGGAGAGGUUGAGGGCAGAAACACAAAUACGUCUAAUAUAUAUUUUGCUGUGCAUUAAUUUUAACCUAUCGAAAGUGGGUUUCGAAUGUCAAAAAUCCGCGUUCAGAAACUGUUAUAUUCAAUAUCAAAGAAUAUUCCGAAUUGGUUUCGUUAUUGAACCAAAAUACACGAGUUGAUUGUUUUAUGCUAAGUGUUGUUGGUAUCAAUGUAUCAAUGAACCCAGGAGCAAAAAAGCGUAACCUAUAGAAAUAUGGUUUAAAAGGGUUAAUUGGCGUGACGUUGAAUUUUCUAUUAGAUAAUUAACUUUUUAGGCAUUUUGCAUUUGACCUUUUUUUACCACAAUAAAAAAUAAAUAUAUGAACAA